CUCACGGCUUCAGCAUUUUGAAAUACAAAGUUUUGAUUGUACAGAGACUAAGAUUGGAGUGAUCGAAGGAGACCAUUCAGUCAGUUGGGUGCUCCUCCUUUCCUCGACAAUGGAAGAAGAUAUUGAGGAGGAGCUUAAGAGGGUUGAAGCAGAGCUGGAACAAGUCCAAGUCCAGAUAAGAGAUAUGCUUGAGCAUCAGGAGAAAUUAUAUCUGCAGAAAUCAGAUUUACAAAGCUUGUUAGAAGCGUGCAAAGGAUCCACAGCAAGUGGAGGCAAUGAGAAUAGUGGAAUAGCUUCAGCAUGCGUAGAAAAUUGGGCAAGAUCAUUUGAGUGGGACCGGCAGGCUGAUGAUAUUCGAAUGAAUGUAUUUGGCAUUCCUACAUAUCGUAUAAAUCAGCAAGAGAUCAUAAAUGCUGUCAUGAGUGGAAAAGAUGUUAUUGUAAUAAUGGCUGCAGGCGGAGGAAAGAGUCUCUGCUACCAACUUCCUGCCCUCCUCCGUUCUGGGACUUCUCUUGUUGUCAGUCCCUUGCUUUCUCUUAUACAGGAUCAGGUGAUGGGACUUGUUGCUUUAGGAAUUCCAGCAAGCAUGUUAACAUCUACAACCUCAAAAGAAGAGGAAAAGUCUAUCUACAAGGUUCUUGAAAAGGGUGAAGGGGAGCUUAGGGUUUUGUAUGUGACACCAGAGAAGAUCUCAAAGAGUAAGCGGUUUAUGUCAAAACUUGAAAAAUGCAACCAUGCAGGCCGCCUUUCAUUGAUUGCAAUUGAUGAGGCACAUUGUUGCAGCCAAUGGGGACAUGACUUUCGUCCUGAUUAUAAAAACCUUGGUAUUUUGAAAACUCAGUUUCCAAAGGUGCCUAUGAUUGCAUUGACGGCAACUGCAACUCAACGGGUACAGGAAGAUUUGAAAGAGAUGUUGCAUAUUUCUCGGUGUGUCAAAUUUGUUAGCAGUGUGAACAGGCCCAACCUAUUUUAUGAGGUCCGUGAAAAGUCCUCAAAUGGCAUGGCAGUCAUUGAUGAUAUAGCAGAUUUUAUACAUGGAUCUUACCAAAAUAAGGAGUCUGGAAUUGUUUACUGUUUUACACGCAAAGAAUGUGAACAGGUUGGUAAGGAAUUGAGACAGCGUGGUAUAUCAGCUGAGCAUUAUCAUGCAGAUAUGGAUGCAAAGACUCGCGAACGAGUUCAUAUUCGUUGGAGUAGUAACAAGAUACAAGUUAUAGUAGGCACGGUGGCAUUUGGCAUGGGAAUAAACAAGCCAGAUGUCCGAUUUGUCAUCCACCAUAGUCUUAGCAAAUCUCUGGAGACAUAUUAUCAGGAAAGUGGCCGAGCAGGCCGUGAUGGCCUUCCAUCACAUUGUUUGCUAUACUUUAGGCCUGCUGAUCUUCCUCGACAGAGUUCAAUGGUCUUCUAUGAGCAUGCUGGUCUGCAAAAUCUUUAUGCAAUUGCACGGUUUUGUCAGUCAAAGAGAACUUGUCGUCGUGCAGCAUUUUUCCGUCAUUUUGGGGAGUCACUACAAGAAUGUAAUGGAAUGUGUGAUAACUGUGCUUUCUCAAAGGAGAUCAAGGAUGUUGAUGUUACUCCUCAUGCAAGAUCCUUGCUAUCAUUAGUGAAAGAAAUGCAAAGUAAUGAUCAACGGGCUACUUUGCUGCAAUUGGUUGAUAAUUGGAAGACAAAGCAUCGGAAAGAAGGGACAAAUGUGGCUGCAUCUGAGCUCUCAAAAGAUCUGAAGAAAGAGGAUGUGGAACAAAUGAUUAUUCAACUUUUAUUAGAUGGAGCACUGAAAGAAGAGUUCCAGCAUACAGCAUAUGCUACAAAUGCAUAUCUCGCUCUUGGAUCAAUGUCAAAGCAAUUGCUACAAGGACAAAAGGUGGUUAGAUUAGAGAUGGUUCAGGGAUCAAAGGCUAACAGUCAAAACAUCAAGAAGGGAGCACUUUUUGAUAACAAUAAUACACAUUCUGGCUUAGCACUUGUUCUCGAUGAACUUCGCAAGGAACUCUCUCAGAGGCAUGGAAGCAUUUUCCCUCAUGCUGUCUUGUCUUCACAACAUAUUACAAUGUUAUGUAGUCAGCAACCAACCACAAGGGAUGAGAUAGAGAAACUACUUGGGAAAAGAAAAGCUGAACAGUAUGGAAAGGAAGUCCUACAAUGUAUUAAAACACAUGCAUUUCAGAAUCCUGAAAGUACAUCAGGGCAAUGGGUUUCACCAAAAAAGAAAAAGGUGUUGCAAGAUGACAACUGUAAUAAAACUACAGAGAAGAAAGUAUUGAAAGCAAAGAGAACGUUUGUAUGUGUAUCUAGCAGUGAUGAUGAGUCAAAAGGACAUGAUAAAGCCAGUGAUGAUGCUGACUUCCAUAUCACACCAACGAAAACAUUGAAAAACACAUAAGCAGUCUCUCAUUUUUUAGCAGAAUCCAUCAUUAGUUUGGCACAAAUGCAAGUGUCAUAUUGCUCUUCAUUCUGCACUGCUUUACAUGGUUGUACUCGUGAUGCCAAUUAUAUGAAUGAAAUGCCUACACUCUUGUUUCAGAAAUCUCUAAGAAUUCAAAAUACUUUUUGCUGCACAAGUCAAUGAAAUUAUAUUGAAU
Molecule: messenger RNA, 2582 nt
Organism: Cryptomeria japonica (Japanese cedar)
Lineage: Eukaryota; Viridiplantae; Streptophyta; Pinopsida; Cupressales; Cupressaceae
Product: ATP-dependent DNA helicase Q-like 2
Exons: 20
Coding region: 110-2383 (757 amino acids)
Biological process (GO): DNA replication; double-strand break repair via homologous recombination
Cellular component (GO): mediator complex; chromosome; cytoplasm
Molecular function (GO): 3'-5' DNA helicase activity; four-way junction helicase activity; nucleic acid binding
Source: RefSeq, a predicted model, not a curated record